UUCCUCUCUGUUCUCUUUCUGCCCUCUCGACAGUUUUCGGGCGAGCCGACACACCGUCGGCUGGUGACGCCAUCCUCGCUCGUUGCGUUUCCGCUCGUAACGUCGCUGCUCUCGUGGGUGCGCUCAAACCUCGGCGGAGCGUGCGCGUGUUGUGCGCGCAGAACAGUGCGCGCGACGGCGGUGCGAACGAACGGACGAGCGAACGCGGACGGAGAAACGUGCGUGCGUGCGUCGUGCAUGCAUGUGGCGUGCCUUGCGAGCGGGUGGACGGACAGAAGCACACACACGGAUCGCCACCGGUGGCGGCGUCGUCCGCGAGUGACACACGGAACGGAGGCAAAGAGUGCAUCGUGUCGUGUCGAGACGGUCGCGUGUCUUUCGUUGUGUCGCGUGUAAUGAGUUUGCGUCGUAGAUCUAGUCCCGAGAGUCCGUCGCCGAGAGACGUACGCGCGACCGAAGAGGAAUCGUAUGCCGUCCAGUGUCCAUGUAAAAUCAUUCACUAGACUGCCAACCCCCUCCCCCGCUCCUCCGUUAUAUAGUUGGUUAGUUUCGUCGUGUGGUUUGAUAAGUGUUUUUGGACCUCUCUCUCUCUCUCUUUCUUUCUUUCUUUCUCUUUUGUGCCUCUUGCCCUGUACGUUGCUCCGUUUGUUCUCUCUUUCUUCGUUUCUCUUUCUUCUCCUCUCUUUUACUCUCUCUCAUCUCGGUCUUUCUUCUCUCUCCCCCUUUUAAGAAAGCGGUUGCAUUCGCAUUUUAUUGGUUAUGUUUCCCGUUACGUCGUCCCGCAUAUAGCUGUGCAGCGUGUAUCCCUUCGCGUGUAUCGGCGCAUAUCCAUCGGGUAUACGAGAAAGAGAAAGAGAGAGGCAGAGAGAGAGGAGAGAGACCGUACCGUAAACGACACACAGUAGUGCGUGCACGUAUAAAGUAAAAUGCAUAAGCUAAGACUACCUGUCAAGGUCGAAUUACCCAGUGCUAUAACAAGGAUGGUAUUGGAUCCCAAGGCCACCAGUUUACACAGUGAUUACGGAAGUUUCGAUCGACCAUUGGGCGCCGGGGAGGGCCACGAGAGGGACGUCGAGGCGGCGGUUGAUGGAAGCAGCAGCGGUAUGGCACAGUCCAGCGACGUUUAUCAGCGGCAGCCCCUGUUGCCCGGCGUUCCCUCCAAGAGCAAGGACAAGUGGUCCGGGGUGGCCUCCGGUUCGGACUACUACGAGGACGACGAAGACGAGAAAAUCGAGACGCUCGGUCGGCAUCCCGGGAUACCGAACGGCUCCGGUGCCGGCGUCGUUAAGCUCGACAUACCGGCGCCGCUGCGCGAGGAGCCGCGUUUCCCCAAGGAGAAAUGGAAAACGUUUCUCGCGUUUCUCUUCAUGGUCGUGAACUUCAUUCUGACCACGGCGUCUCUCGCGAUGGUGCACGAGCGCGUGCCGGAUAGAAACACGUACGGGCCGCUGCCGGACGUGGUGCUGGACAACGUCGCCGCGCAAGAUUGGGCGCUCACCGUCUCGGAGGUUCUCAUCAUGAUCAUGUCGAACUCCGCGAUGGUCUUCAUCAUUUUCCAUAAGCAUAGAUUCAUUGUAGUUAGGCGAGUAUUCCUGCUGAUGGGGCUGCUCUAUAUGAUGCGAAGUAUCACGAUGUACGUGACGGUCAUGCCGAUCGCCAGCAAGACCUAUUAUUGCAGCCCGAAGGCGAACAACACCAGUCCGCUACUCGUGACGAAGAGGGUCCUGCAGCUCAUCUCCGGCUUUGGUUUGUCCAUAAACGGCAGGCACACCUACUGCGGGGAUUACAUCUACAGCGGGCACACGGUCGUGCUCGUGCUCAGUUACCUGAUCAUCAAGGAAUACUCUCCGAGAAGGUGUCAACCGAUCCACUGGUUAGCGGGUCUCACGGUGCUCGUCGGGGUAAUUAUGGUCCUGGUAGCUCACGGUCACUACACCGUGGAUGUACUUAUAGCUUACUAUGUUACUACACGCCUGUGGUAUAUUUAUCACACGCUAGCCAACAACCCACAUCUUAAGCAAUAUGGACCAAACAACUUUUUGGCCCGGCUCUGGUGGUUUCGAAUCUUCAAGUAUUUCGAGAAAAAUGUGGGCGGCACAGUGCCACGACAAUAUGACUGGCCUCUACCUUGGCCUCGACGGUUUCUUGCCAAGCACCCUAACCGAGAUAGUUAAUACUGGUCCUGAUGUCACGAUAGAGGCUGUUAAACAAAGGAAUUACUUUUGUUGUAUAUAUUCUAUACAUAUACAUGUACACACAUACCUGCGUAUAUAUAUAUAUAUAUAUACAUCUUAGGCUCGUUAAGUGGAAGGUAAAGCUAGAGACGGAUAAAUGUGGGACGUACGACCGUUUAAAGAGCGGCCACACUCAUUGUGGAAGCAUGACGCUUUGUGUCGUUCACUUCUUUGUAAUCUGAUGAUCGUGAAUUCGCAGACACAAUACUCGUGCUCUCUCACGUAAAGUCAUCGUCCAAUCGGCCCGAAUUUACUUUUCGCUUGAUUUUGAUACGAUUUAUAUACAAUGUAAAGAGUAGAUAAAUGAUGGACGGAGUUUACGGUAGUUGUAGCGCGAAGAUUCGGCUGGUGGGAGGGUAAGAGCUUGAGCGUUACCGUACAAUCGACAUGUUUUAUUAUUAAAACCCGCAUACAAAUCGCGUUCGCAUACCUUCAUAUAGCUGUGUAAAGAAGAAAAAACAAACAACAAAUCGAAAGUAAUACGGUAUAAAUAAGUAAAUGUUAGGAGAAAUUAAGACGCGCGUCUACCGAGUAGAUACGUGUCUCUAGAGACUCGAGCGCGAUCACCGCGUAUUUUUAAUCUCUCCGGCGAGUCGUCACGUCGUAAAAGGUAACAUUUCACGAUAGGAUGCAAUUCGAAUCUUUCCCCCCCUCCCCCCCCCCCNAGACGAAUCUCCGCAUUGCGUUCUUAAUAUGUCUCGACUUCCAGUACCUAGAUACGUCGUCGUCCUCAACUUCGCAUUCGCGGCACGAAUUAUUCCGAUGAAAAACAAGUUCGCAGAGAAAUUUUUGCCAAAGGUGCGCCGUCGUCGCGUCCGCGCGGCGCGGCACACCUCUCCCUUGAUAGUCCCCGCUGUAGUUUCCCACCAUGUCGAUUCUCCUCGAAAUUGUUUCCCCGCGCUUCGUCGGCGAGUUAACAGCCCGAUCCAGUACUCUAGAGGCGAUUGUGCAAUUUCGUGGGACCAAAACCAGGAGCGCUCAAUAAUAGAUGUUAGUUCAUGUAGCAGUGACGAAUUGUAAACGCAAGCAUAUAUAUAUGUAUAUCCCCGAGUCGCGAGGUGGCAUGAUCUCCAUCAAAUAUUCGACCCAAUUGACAUCACCGGCGUCGACAACGGGCUCGAUAACAUCAUCGAUCGAGGAUUCCGUGCCGUAAAAGAAAUAGCUCACGCGAGUCAACGAAUACGAAUAACGCCGGUCGCGUGGAUGGAAUUCGGACCCACUACCUGCCAUUAAACAAAUUAUCGUCGAUUCGCGCUUAGAACGUACAUACGCCAUGCCUCAGAUUCGGAACGAGUUUGUCUCGCGAGGAACGCGCGUUUUCCAGAGGACAUACAUAAACACACAUACCUGACUCUUCUAACUUCCACUCAAGCAGCGUCGUCCUCGUGCUGUCUCAUACGAAAGUAUCAUAUCUAGAGUAACGAAGAGAAAAAAAGAAUCCUAAAGGAAUAAUACUAACGAUAAUAAAAAAAAAAAAGAAAAAAAAAGAAAGUACUGACGCCGCGUUCGUGUUUUCACGGAAUAAGAUCGUCGCACGCUUGUGCACACACACAUACACCGGAUGUUGUCAUAUAUAUAUAUAUAUAUUAUACAUAUACACAUGCGGAGGCGAUGUAACACGCGAAUCGUGCGAACUGUUAGCGGGGCAAUUUUUGCGUGAAGGGUGCGCGCGCACGAAUAAUCGACCGAUUUUUGCUUUCUCGCACGAUUCUCUUCUCUUCCUUUGUUCUUCUCGCGUCUCAUCUCUUCGAUUCCUUGCGUCUCUUGCCCCGUUCUCUUUCCCCGAGAAUAAAAUGUCUUACGAGAGAAAGAGAACAACGCUCUGUUUCUAUUAUAAUUUAAUGAUGACGAUAUUGCGAUGUUCUUCUAUUGAGGAGACGCGCGAAGAUGUGUCUGAAUCUCAGUUGAUAUUGUACAAGUAGGCGGUUAAUGAUCGCCAUAGGCGUGACACGUCCGUACGUUUUUCUAGCGUCCGAUAAGAAUGGUGUUGCUGCGUGUGUGCGCGCUCGCUGCAAGAGCGCUGGGUAAAACGUGUUUAAUUAUAGUUUUAAGAACAACUCGUUAGCUGCAGCCUGCGCGCAAAUUAUUGUUGAACCUUUAGUCCCACUAAUUGAGUACACGGGAAAUACGCCUAUGCAAUUCUCCGUCGUUCUUCGUUGAUUAUUGUGUACGCUUGAGUGGUUAAUAAAAUUCUUUGCGACAUUCCGCCGAAGUCUGUGCGAGAAAGUCUACUACUAUCUAUAUUAGGAGGAUGCGAGAAAGCAGUCCGUACGAAAGGCGUCUUGGAAAGAAAAGAAGAAAAGAGAAUUUGUAAAAUGGCGUCGAAGAAUACUCAAUAUAAAGAUCUAAUUUGACUUUAGGUUACCCGCGGUUACGUUCCUCUUUUGAUUGUUUCCGGAGUGCGAUCGGGACGCAUUUGACGAUCGAGUAUCGAGAGCUCCGAUUUUAGUAGGGAGAGAGGGAAGGCGAGAGAGUGAGUGAAUAAGACAGAGAGAUCCGAUAUAACGCCGUAGGAUGGCGUAAAUUAACUCUUUUCCGUCUGUGAUGAUAAACAAACAAAAAAAAAUCCGCGCAAAUCGCCGAAUUGCGCGAGGUCUCGCGGUCUCGAAUAGUGUAGCGAGCGGAUCAAUUCCGAGCGAUGUGUCCCUUACGGCCACCUGAUAUUUCUUCUCGACAUUCAGAUUAUAGAUUGAGUGUAACUGUUGAAUAUACAUAUAUAUUUUAAUAAGAUCAAUGUGGUUCUCGUGGUAAAUAACUUUUAGCUGGCGGCGCGGCGCACUCAAAUGGCGCGCGCGACGAUGCGUAUAACGCCGUUUUAGGAGGUAUACAUACAUAUAUAUAUAUAUUUUUUUUAAACGUGUGCAUAAUGUAUAUAGGCGCACUCUCAGCUGAACUCGUAUGUGUAACAAUAUAUAUAUAUAUAGGGCGAGUGUGUUGAACUUAACCGUUAAAUUCGAACGCGAGAACGGACUCGACGGACGCAGGCAUACCCCCACGUACACAUACACACACAUUCAGAUAUUAUAUAUAUAUAUAUAUAUAUAUAUAUAUAUAUAUAUUUUACUGUCGGACAUGCGUUACUCGCGUACGCCCGACGUGGUGACACGCGUGCAAUGCAUGUUCCGCGGUGCUAUUGUUGCCCCUCUGCCGGAUAGGCGGAUACGCUUUGUACGCGGCGAAAACAAGAACUUCGAUGUGUAGAGCUUAGAUCGGCCCGACGUUUACGAGGAGCGCGCAAUGGUUUGAUCCGACAUGAUGGAUGUUUGCGUGGCCAUGAAAAUGAGCCAAAGGAUCAUAUCCUUCGAGCACACUGUCGUGUAUUACAUACAGGUGGGCACAUACGCGUGCGGAAACGCGCUCAUGUGUAAGUUUGUACGUGCACGCGGAUACAAGUGUCUAAGAAUGAUUUACUCACACGCACACGCGAUGGAAGGGAGCUCCUGCUGUUAACGGGAGGGCCUUGUUGAUGUUUAUAAUGUAAGAGAUGACAGAUAUAACAAGUAAAAGAGUUCAUAUUAUUAUAUUACACACAGCCCGUGAUACACAUGCACGCACGCGCGCGUGGAUAUAAUAUGUAUGCGUGUUUAUAUGUAUAUACAUAUACAUAUAUAUAUAUAUAUAUAUCUAUAUUUUUACGUGUAGAUAUUUUUUGGUAACUUGUUAAAAUAAUCUGAUUAGACCAGUUAAGUAUAUAAAUAUAAAUAAAUAAAUUAUAUAUAUGAAUUUUAGAGAAGGGGAUUAUAUACGUUGUAAAUAGCAGUAGAGCGGGGAGAGCUUUUGUCACCACGUGGAGUCACGUUGUAAGCGAAUCAAAAUUUUGUUACCGUUAUUAUUAACAAUCGUACUAUAGCGAUUUCCGAUUGUUCACGAAGCAUAAUCGCAUUCCGUGCAUUAUUAUUACAUUUUCCGACUGGACUGGUUAAAAAACACGCGCAACUUUUUUCUGUUACCGUAUGUUGUACAUAAAAGAAAGGUCUUUUAAUAGUUACUCGUCUGUGAGGAACACAUCGAUAUUAUAGAUUAUAUUAUUACAAUAAAGUACAAGUUGUGUAUUCGACUUUACUUUAUAUACUUCUGUAUUUAUAAUAUUUAUUACGUUUUUCAUAUGUGUUGAUGUAAUAAAGUUUCAGGUAUACUUUA
Molecule: messenger RNA, 6374 nt
Organism: Dinoponera quadriceps
Lineage: Eukaryota; Metazoa; Arthropoda; Insecta; Hymenoptera; Formicidae
Product: phosphatidylcholine:ceramide cholinephosphotransferase 2-like
Exons: 6
Coding region: 927-2174 (415 amino acids)
Biological process (GO): sphingomyelin biosynthetic process; ceramide biosynthetic process
Cellular component (GO): Golgi membrane; endoplasmic reticulum membrane
Molecular function (GO): ceramide cholinephosphotransferase activity; sphingomyelin synthase activity
Source: RefSeq, a predicted model, not a curated record